Molecule: messenger RNA, 1079 nt
Organism: Mytilinidion resinicola
Lineage: Eukaryota; Fungi; Ascomycota; Dothideomycetes; Mytilinidiales; Mytilinidiaceae
Exons: 1
Coding region: 186-857 (223 amino acids)
Molecular function (GO): protein binding
Source: RefSeq, a predicted model, not a curated record
AUCUAAUUGCCAGGUCCCUGGUGUCUAAUUACCAUCCGCAUACUCCGUAAUCAUUCAAUCGCCUGUCUCACUGUCCAGAACAUCAGCGCAUUCCGGCAAUAGCAACAUAUGGCUGAAACUGAACUUCGAGACCUAUACGGCUCCGUCGACUGAACAUUACUGCUCUAGAUACUCAAAAUACUGGAAUGGGGCCUAAAAUAGCCUCCUCAAGGAAAGACACGAAAGUCUCAAAAAAGGACUUCAAGUCGAACAAGACUUCCAGUAAGGCUGUCUCACCGAAAGGAUGGCCUUCAGGCAUCUCCUACAUCCGGCGGCCUGCUUACUCCAAACAAUUGGCUCCUGAAGUCCUAACAGCACUCAAUACACCCGCAACCACCUCGCCCACGAUUAUCAAAUCAGCGGCUCCUUACUCGAAUGUCCGGAUUACCCCCAUCUCUUCUCCCACCCACCCGGCACAUAACCAACAUGGCCUUUUCGCUGCGCAAAGCCUCCAGCCCAACACUCUCAUCCUACCCUACCUCGGCUACGUCCACGGCAAAGCCGAGGAAGACCCAGCGUCCGACUACGAUCUUUCCCUCGACCGCGAGCUAGGCAUCGGUGUGGACGCUACGAGGAUAGGUAAUGAGGCGCGCUUCAUCAAUGACUACCGUGGCGUAGGGCCGCCGGUACCAAAUGCUGAAUUUAGGGGGGUGUGGUUGGAUGUGGGAGGGGGUGCUGUAGAGAAGGUUAUGGCGGUUUAUGUGUUGAGUGCAGGGAAGAGCGGGAAGGGGGCUAGAGCAAGGGGCAUUAAAAGCGGAGAGGAGGUGCUUGUGAGCUAUGGGAAGGGGUUUUGGGAUGAGCGGAAGGGAGAGGAGUGAGGAUCCUGCUCAUAGGCUGCCCAAGUCCCCCGAACGAACUCAAUGCGUUUGCGAACGCUUGUAAAGCUACGAAACGGGGCAUUUGACGACGACGUCGACUUUUCAGCUUGCUGCCAUCAAAGUGCCACCUCACUCCUCUUAGAAAAGUCGGGCUUUAGUCGCUCGUCCUAUAUAUAAGUAAAAGAUGUUAUCCAAAAUAUCACACUAUCUACUCAACCUCAC